CUGGGAUUUGUUUAAAAGGAGCAACCAAAAAGCCUGCCAGAUACAGCAAAAGGGAUAUUAAACUAGGGCUUAUAUUGGCCAUUAGUUCUGAUUACUGGUGAGGUUUCGAGGUGCAAAAUUUGCCGUGAUGAUUGGAAUCACUUUCAGAGUUUCUUGGUUUUGUUGCCUGCUAAUUGGUGGGAUAACCUGUUCUACAUCAAGCUCACUUAGGUCUAAAGGAUAUGGAAAUUACAUCUCUCCAACAGCUCAAUUGCGAGCGCAGCUGACCGAAGAGCAACAGAAACAUCUGGCCUCCAUCCUGCAAAAGCAACUGGCCCCCAUGCCCCAGGCACCUCCGAAAAUUUGGUAUCCAACUCAAAUGCCCCAGCAGGAAAAGCAACUGGCCGCCAUGACCCAACAGGAGACUCUACCGGCCAGUUAUCCUAAGCAGCCUCAAGCAGUGUUGUAUCCAGCUCAAAUGCCCCAGAAGCAACCAGCUACUGAACGUCAGCAUCAGAAGGAACAGGCCAUACCCCAGUUACCUCAGCAAGUGUGGUAUCCAGUUCAAAUUCCCCAGCGGCAAAAGCAACCAGCUACUGGGCCUCAGCAGCAGACGGAACUGACCACCAUGCCCCAGAAGCAACCGGCUCCAAUGGAUAUACUGCAGAAACAACCAACAGCUAUGCCGCAGCAAACAUGGUAUCCAGCUCAAAUGCAGCAGAAGCAACCGGCCACCAUUCACCAGCAAGUGUGGCAUCCAGCUCAAUUUCCCCAGGAGCAAAAGCAACCAGCUACUGAACCUCAGCAGCAGAAGGAACCAGCCGCUAUAAGCCAGCAACCUCAGCAAGUGUUGCAUCCAGCUCAAAAGCCGCAGAAGCAACUGACUGCCAUGCCCCAGCAAGUGUGGUAUCCAGCUCAAAAGCCCCAGCAGCAGAAGCAACCCGCCACUGAACCUCAGCAGCAGAUUGACCUAACCGCCAUGCCUCAGCAAAUGUGGCAUCCAGCUCAAUUUCCCCAGGAGCAACCAGUCCCUAUGCGUCAACUGCAGAAGGAUCUGACCGCCAUUCCACCACAACUGUUGCAUUCCGCUCAAAUGCCCCAGCUGCAUAAGCAACCGGCUGCCAUGCUUCAGCAAGUGUGGCAACUGGCCCCCAUUCCCCAGCAGCCUCAUGACGUGUGGUAUCCAGCUAAAAUGGUCCAGAAGCAACAAGCCGCUGCAACUCGGCGGCAGAAGGAACUGACCACCAUGCCUCAGCAAGUGUGGUAUCCAGCUCAAAUGCCCCAGGAGCAGAAGCAACCGGCCACCAUACCCCAGCAAGAGUUGCAUCCAGCUCAAAUGCUGCAGACGCAACUGGCCCCAAUGCCUAUCCUGCAGAAACAACCAACAGCUAUACUCCAGCAAGCAUGGUAUCCAGCUCAAAUGUCCCAGCAGCAGAAACAACUGGCCACCAUACUGCAGAAGCAACCAGCCCCAUUGCCUCAACCGCAGAAGGAACAGGCCACCCUGCCCCCGCAAGUGUGGCAUCCAGCUCAAAUGCCACAGCAGCAAAAGCAACCAGCUACUGAAACUCGGCAGCAAAUUGAACCGACCGCCAUGCCCCAGCCACCUCAGCAAGUGUGGCAUCCAAAUCAAUUUCCCCAGGAGCAGAAGCAACCAGCCCCUAUGCAUCUACCGCAGAAGGAACUGACUGCCAUACCCCAACAACUGUGGCAAACGGCUCAAAUUCCCCAGCAGCAUAAGCAACCGGCUGCAAUGCUUCAGCAGCCUCACAACAUGUGGUAUCCAGCUAAAAUGGUCCAGAAGCAACAAGUCGCUGCACUGACCGCCAUGCCGCAGACGCAUCAGCAAGUGUGGCAUCCAGCUCAAUCUCCCCAGCAGCAGAAGCAACCGGCCUCCACCCCUCUACCGCAGGAGCAGCCUACCGCCGUAUCCCAGCAAGUGUGGUAUCCAGCUCAAAUGUCCCAGCAGCGGAAGCUACACACUGCCAUGCCACAACAGCAACUGACCGCCAUGCCUCAGCAAUUAUGGCAUGUAGCUCAAAUGACCCAGAAGCAACUGACCCCAAUGUCUCAGCAGAAGCACUACCAAAGCACUGAAGAUGGUGCCUCUGGUAGCGCUCAGGCCAGCAUCGUUGAACAGUCGGGUGUCAUCCCAAUCUAUUCCUACAGUUCCAAAUCGCACUACGAGAAUGGCAGAACUGUCUUUUCCCAAAUCAGCUACACUCCUAGGGAGGCUAUUUCUGUUGACAGUGGAAAUGCUCCCAAGGACGGUUAUGUUAGCUUUGGUGCACCAAGCAUAUAUCCACCACUAGUGAAGGAUUCUGCAAGGAAAAUGUAAUGGAUUCAUCCUCUAGAAGCUCUAAUGGACGUUGCUGGUGCUCUUGCUACUCUAGAGUUAUGGAAUACAUCAACAAUUUUACUUUAAAAAAUGCCUUGUCUCUUUGAAACAAUGAUUCUUGUGUCCAUUGCUUGCGACUUGAGAACAGGUGGUGUGCAGUCUUGUAAAAAUGACUGUUCAGUUAAAUCUUUGGUUGUUCAUCUUUUACCUUUGCUACUGGUUGUUCAAAAUAAAAGCUUGGGUCUACAUUAGAGCAUUUGUGAUGGGGUGAGUUAGACAUUCAUCAUAUGUUCAUACUUUAGAUGUAGUCAUGCAUUGUAUACAGUGAGACUUCACUUCAACCUCAGUGUAAGUUGUUGGUGAGUAAAUUUAACAUAUAUAAUUGUUUUUAGAUGGUCAGACAAUGGCUCAUUUAGCUAUUAGAAUUGAAACCCAAAAAGUACACUAAACUUGCGUUUAGCCUUCUACUAUAGCCCACACCACAAAUGGCAAAGAGUCAAAUCAGUUUAGAAGUGUCUGUCCCAUAUCUAGGUGAUGCCUCAUGUUUUGGAUGCUUCAACCCCUGUUGGCACAUCUACCUCCAUACUUCUGUUUGUAUGGGUUACCUUCAGAUGUGUCUUACAAUUGUGGGGUCAAAGAGGGAAAAGUAACUAUGUUCGGGAGUCAAUUUUCUAUAAUGUUCAUAGUUUGUAGGCCAAACCGUUCUGACACUAGAUGUUUUUGAGACUGCAUUUUGAGGUGUCUGACCAACACCACUGUAGCUCGGCCCCUGUCCACCAGAGAUGCGUAAGGGCGACAGGCGGAUGCAGUGGAUUGAGACGCAGCCCAUUCUAAAUGUUCUAGCUUCAACUGGAUUUUGAUGGGCCUCAAUACUCUUCACCUGUAGCCCAAUCCUCCUAGUCCAUUUAUUGUACCACAGGUUUCUAUAGCAUGGAUUCGGUGUAUUUGAUUUUUAUGGAGCCUGGAGCGUUUAACCUAUCAAUUAAUAAAUAUAUUCUAUACA
Molecule: messenger RNA, 3320 nt
Organism: Oncorhynchus mykiss (rainbow trout)
Lineage: Eukaryota; Metazoa; Chordata; Actinopteri; Salmoniformes; Salmonidae
Source: RefSeq, a predicted model, not a curated record